Messenger RNA from Sardina pilchardus (European sardine), 1881 nucleotides. Its product is annotated as putative nuclease HARBI1. The transcript has 2 exons. The record is from RefSeq and is a predicted model, not a curated record. Bases 349 to 1590 code for a protein of 413 amino acids. Lineage: Eukaryota; Metazoa; Chordata; Actinopteri; Clupeiformes; Clupeidae.
GAAUUUCAGCUUUUUCAGUGUUUGAUGAAGAUGGAGCAAUAAAUCCUAGCCUUCUGUAAUAUAACGGUAACAUUAAUCUAAGUUAAAUUCUGAAUGACUUGGAGCUUUGGCUGAUAUUUGUGACAGUGUAUGUGUAGGUCCUACAUAGACGAUGUUUAUUUACUGAGGCAGAGACCUAUUGAACGGUAAAGAUUGAAAUGUAGCCCAUCGUGCUGCUUAGCAUUGUGAGAAAAAUCGCGACCCGCGCUUGGCAAUUUCCAAGCGAAAGUUGGUCUUAGUAGUUGUAUAGAAAGUUAUCUUGGUAUAUUGGAAACUAGGUCAAUUGAUAUUAAGUUACAUUUGGGAGGAAUGGCAUAUGCACCAGCUGUGUGGCUAGCCGUGCAAGAGCAUGUUUUCAGAACUGCAAAUGAAAAUCUCAACCUUACAAAAUACAGUCAGGGCAGAACUAACGUUAACGUGACUCAAAGGCUUCUGGACCAGCUGGAUGAUGCCUUUCUGUUCAACAAUUUUCACUUCAACCGACCGUGUCUGACAUUCAUUGCCGAUUUAAUCAGGACCAGUCUACACACUGAUAGCCAUGACCAGCAUAAGGAUUCCCAGCAGGUGGAUGCCAUGGUGCUAGUAGCGCUUUACUUCUACGCAAAUGGCACCUUGUCCCAGAAAAUCACAGACUUGGCGGGAUUAGAUAAAACAACGGCCACUGAUGCUGUCAAAACUGUGUCAAGGCUAUUGGCUGGCUUCGCAGAGAAAUUUAUUACUUUUCCUGGUAGCCACAAUGACAGGGUGUGUGUAGCACAAGGCCUUAAGGAUUUGAGUAGGAUUCCAAAUGCUGUCGGUGUACUUGGAUGUAUGCAUAUCAAGGUGACGCCUCCCGUGGAAAACCCGGCCUUAUAUAAGAAUUCCCUAGAUUAUAACUCUCUAAUGGUUCAGACCAUCUGCGAUGUGAAUGGUAAUCUUCUGGCAGUAGAGAAAUGCUGUCCAGGGGCCACACCUGCACAGCAGAUUUGGGAGAAGUCGGUAAUCUUCCAGCAUUUCAAACAAGGAUACAACGGACCAACUUGGGUUAUCGGUCACGGAUAUCAGCUAAGCACAUGCGUUUUGACACCCAAACAUCCCUCCAAGGUCAAGAAUGCGGCCAGCUUGUCCUACAACGCAGCCCAUCAGAAGGCCCUUUCCUGCAGCCAAAAGACCAUUGGCUCCAUAAAGAACCGCUUCCGCUGCCUAGAGGACCUGGGCCAAGUACACUCUGGCACCGUUGACCACGUAGCCCGGGUCAUUUACGCUUGCUGCGUCCUCCAUAACAUCGCUAAGAAGUUCUCUGUCCCACUUCCUCGUGAGCUGGUGCCAGAGCCUUUGCACCCGGUGCCAUUCGCGGCAGAGAGGCCCGAGAGCGCCACUACCAUCAGUGAAGCAGAGAAAAUACAAGACGACAUGAUCCUAACGUGCUUCCACAGCCCUUCUGACGAGCCCUCGCAGGCUGCUGAAGCUGGUUUGCAGGGGGGCUGCUGGGAUGACGAGGAGGAGGAGGGGAGCCCGGGAAGGGGACAGCACGGCUCAGAGACUUUACAGACACAAGAACAAGACAGCUAGACAGAGAAAUAUUUUUUUGAGAUGUUUUUUUUUUUUUACUUUUCAUAUGUCAACUUUUGUUCUAUGAAGAUGGCCUACUGAAGAUUUUUUUUUUUUGAUUGAAAAUGCAGUUUUCAAAAGAGCUUAAACGUCAACUGCAAAUGAACCUGAGGGUAGUUCAAUACUUGAGUGCAUACCAGAGAAAGUCUCUAAGUUCUGUUUCUUAUUUUGUUUGCUUGCAAUGUUUGUUGUUAUUUACCAACACUGAUUGUGUAAAUCACACCUGAGAAUAAACAUACUUUUGUAAAUGUA